This is a messenger RNA of Penicillium brevicompactum, 510 nucleotides long. RefSeq lists its product as uncharacterized. The record is from RefSeq and is a predicted model, not a curated record. The transcript has 3 exons. Bases 1 to 510 code for a protein of 169 amino acids. Lineage: Eukaryota; Fungi; Ascomycota; Eurotiomycetes; Eurotiales; Aspergillaceae.
AUGGGCUCCAUUAUUGGAGACAUACAAUCCCAGAAUAAGCCCAAAGCGCCAAGUGUAUCGCUUCGUCUUAGAUCCAUGCCAGGAACUACACGGCCUUCCGACAGUUGUGAUAUUAUUCCCGUGUUCUUCGGCGAAGGGACAUUCAACGACGGUCCCAUUAUCAUCCUUUCCGAGGUGGUGGGGAAAACACUCUACGAACUUUCCUUUAGCAAGGCUGCUAUAUCGCUGGACGAGCUUCGAGUUCGACUGGAGAAUGCUCUAGAGUCAAUACAUUUGCUUGGUGCAGAGUAUUUGGACCAGCAAUUGAGCAACUUCAUUCUCUGCGACACGGGUGAAAUUAUGAUUGUUGAUUUCGAGCAAAUUGAUUUUCCACCUGAUCUUGAAGUCUUUAGGCAAAGUGUUAAUUAUGGGGGUGUGGGCACUCUCUUAUAUCUUUUCAAUGUUACGAGAGAGAAUAAUAGUCGCUUGGCCCAUGACAACUUUUUGCCUGUGGGGGACCGUACGUCUUGA